Messenger RNA from Toxorhynchites rutilus septentrionalis, 8707 nucleotides. RefSeq names its product synaptotagmin-4 (gene Syt4). The transcript is spliced from 3 exons. NCBI's taxonomy places the organism in Eukaryota, Metazoa, Arthropoda, Insecta, Diptera, Culicidae. Bases 441 to 1826 code for a protein of 461 amino acids. The record is from RefSeq and is a predicted model, not a curated record. Gene Ontology annotation, cellular component: membrane; synapse; axon. Gene Ontology annotation, molecular function: SNARE binding; calcium ion binding; calcium-dependent phospholipid binding. Gene Ontology annotation, biological process: regulation of dopamine secretion; calcium-ion regulated exocytosis; cellular response to calcium ion.
UAUCCACUCUCUGUCGAACGGUUCCAUUGGCCAGUCUGUUGUAACGGAAGGUCUACUUUUUUUCUCGUACGGGGUGCAUGAAUUGUUAGGGAUAAAAUUGCCCAUUCUCAGCUGUGGAAAGCUAGGUGAAAAUUGCGUUUCGCUUUGUUGGACGAAGCGAAUUUCGGGACUUUUGGUGAUUUUCCUCAUGUAUAACUGCAAGUGAAAAGUAGUUAGUCGGGAUAACAAACAAGGGAAAAUCCCCCGAGUGACACAGGAGCAGAAUAAUUUAUAACCAUUGUCGAAGGUUAUCGAUUUGGUGAUUCAGUGGAGAUAACAGUGCAAGUUUUGGGAGAACAUUGUGGAAGAUUGUGUUUUUGCCAGUUGGAAUAAGUACUAGAACCCAAGGAAGGAGAAAAAAACUUGUGCAGGAGGAAUCGUGUUCAGGACUAAUUGACAAAAUGGGCGACCACGGCCCGGAUAUGAACACACUGGAAACUGAUUAUGUUGUUCUGAUUUCAGUGGUGCCAGCGGUUCUAGGACUUACAGCGGCCGCUAUCCUUGCCGUGACGGCGUGCUUCUGUGCCCGACGAAUUCGCCGCCAGAAGAAGAAGGCUGGCCAUGAGGUGUCUUCGUUGCCAUUCCAACCACCCAGACCGCCGCGGGCGGUACGAUCACCCAGCGGACAGCCCCCACAGUACCUGAAGAAAUCUCCUUCGCCGACUGGUAUCAAGCCACCGCCAGGAGGUCAUCUUCCCGCACAAUCUCCCACAGAUCAAAGUUGCAUUCCGACAAGCACAGCCACGGCCAUUCCCACCACGACAACCAAAUACAGCGAGGAAAAUGAGCUCACCCCGAAGAAAAAUCAACUUGAACCGAACUCACCGGAUGUGGACACGCUGGAUGGAAACGACAACGAAACGGAGAACGGAAAGCUGGGUAGCAUUGUGUUCAAGUUACGCUAUCUGGCCGAUCGGAGCGCUCUGGUAGUUUCGGUGGUUCGCUGCCGAGGAUUGCCGGAGAAGAAUCACAACUCGAGUACUGCGGACAUGAGCGUCUUACCGGUGGGUUCACUCUGCAAUGGGAAUGGGAACGUGAAGCAGGCUGCUAGCGAUCCGUACGUGAAGCUGCAGCUGCUGCCUGAUAAACAGCAUAAAGUAAAGACAAGGGUCGUUCGCAACACACGGAACCCGGUGUACCAUGAGGAUUUCACUUUCUACGGACUGACCCUGACCGAGCUGGCCGGAAUGUCGCUGCACUUCGUUGUGCUCAGCUUCGAUCGGUACAGCCGAGAUGACGUUAUUGGUGAAGUUGUUUGCCCACUGAGCGGAAUAGAUCUGCAGCAAAUCGAAAGCCAACAGGUAGCUCUCAGCCGGGAGAUUCAACCCAGAAGCUUGAAGAUUCGUGCCCAAGGCCGUGGAGAACUGCUGAUAUCACUCUGCUGGCAGCCGGCUGCUGCCCGACUCACAGUUGUUUUGCUGAAGGCUCGCAACUUACCCCGAAUGGAUGUCACCGGAUUGGCCGACCCAUACGUCAAGAUCUAUCUGCUCUACAAUGGACAACGGAUCGCUAAGAAGAAAACUCACGUGAAGAAGAGAACACUGAGUCCGGUGUUCAACGAAAGCUUCGCGUUCGACAUCCCAUCCACCGAGGGGACCGGGGCCGUGCUGGAGGGUGUUUCCCUCGAACUGAUGCUGCUAGACUGGGAUCGGGUUACGAAGAAUGAAGUCAUCGGACGCCUUGAGCUGGGCGGUCCACGGAGUACCGGUUCGGCAUUGAAUCAUUGGAAGGAGGUGUGCAAUUCUCCCCGUCGACAGAUUGCCGAUUGGCAUAAAUUAAGGGAGUAAGCAGGGGUGUGUGCGCGGGUCGAAAGUGAUAGUGGAAAAAACCGUGUAUUUAUUAUAUGUUGUGUUACGAUAGGUUGAUUUUAUCGGCACAUCGAAAGUGAGCUACAACUAGGGCACGAACUUUUGUUGAAAAUGUUGGAUAAGUGCAGAAUUCGAAAAAAAUGUGUUAAUUGUUUGGUUGCUGAAAUAUUUAAAAUAGUCCACAUUUCAGCAUAAUUUGAUGAAAAACCUUCUAGAUAUGAAGUAAGAGAACGAUUGUUGAGUUGCAUUUCAAAUCCUGGCAGAAGUAAACGUGAAAAAUAUGUUCUAACUGGCAAUAUACAGAAAGAUAAAUCUAUAGUUUGCUAUAACACAAGAUUGGGGAGAAUAUAACCUACUUACCCAUACAUACAUCUAGACAAACGAAAAAUUAAAUGAAACAAGGUCUACAAUGCUUCUAAUAUAUGCAGGAAAAAUUAACUCGCUUGUAAUCCAAUACUGUUGAGACAAAUGAUGCAAGGAACUUCCGACAAGAGAGAGAGCAAACGAUAGUAUUUAAUAUAAUAGAUCAACGUAGAACAACUACUAUCUAGUAACGAAUCAGCAUAGAAGAGGAGUGUAUGUAUUUGAAGUGAAACCGUUUCCAAGCAAUUGCAUAAACACACACGUACAGUGAAUAUCAGAUCGGAAUAAUUGUGCUGGAGAUGAGUGAUUUCAACUAUGUGCGAAAUAUUAGAAAACCCACUGAAAUUUUUAUGUAAAAAAUACCAACUUGCACAAAUUUCAUCUUCACAGAUCACAAAGUUGACAGUAAUAAUGAGUAUUUGACGACGAUAGUGACGUUACGGUUCGAUCCAUAAUCAACCAGAGUUCGAUUUUUUUUCUAUUCGAGAUUUUUAAAAAUAUUAGAAUGUACGACGAGAACAAACGCUAAAAUUUUGCAGUUCUUCUUCAAUACGUCUUGAAGACUAUUUUUCAUUUUUUUUUGCUCAAAAUGUGUAUUCAAUUUUUUUGAGCACUACUACUCGAUACAUAAGUCAUCUUCGACAAUCGCCUAGAUCAGACGAACCGCGAAUUUUGAUUGGAUUUCCGUACCCUGUGUAUGCCAUCAGUUCCUGGCAGUUUCCGGAUGCAUAAUAUAACUGUUCAUCCUUUUCACGCGCUAAAUCCCGUUUAACGGGUUACCCAGACAUUCUAACCACGGCUUAUAGGGUGUUCCAUUAUGUCAUUUAGAACUUUUCCGGAGAAAUGGUUCGCAUUUUCACGAAAAUGAUGACAAUCGUGCCAAAGUUUUGCAUAGACAUCAUGAUCUUUUUGUGACACUUUCGCGCAGGACAAAUCGUGAAUACGCUUUCACUUCCGCUUGAUGUUACCUUCAGACUGUUCUGUUGACAGCCUAUUGUGGUCUGAGUUGUGGCACACGUACACGUAACAUGAAUCAAGAUAUUCUACACACAAGUAAACUGGGAAUCUUAUUAGUAUGAUGUUGCAAUCUAAUAUCGCCCCAUCACAUCGUGUUUUCACGUAUGUUACAUUAUUGGUUAUAUUCCUUCAAUAUCGGAGCUCAAUAGUAAAAUUGAAGCGCUUUUGUCUGAUAAUUGUUCUGUUUCUGUUGAAGUGUAUCUUUUGGACAGGUGAUAAACCUUCCAUCAUUUUUACCGAAUAUUUUGUACAUUUAUAAAGGUAAACUUGUGUUUGUAGCAACACAUAUUUUAAGUGUAAAGUAGGACUCACCACCGCCUAUUUUUCGCCGUAUAGGGUAUGGGAGUGAGGUGAAUAUGCUCGAAUGGAUCAGUACAACUGUUGGAGAAUGCAAGCCAGAAACCAAAAAAUACUGACACUCAAUGCAUAGAUGUAUUAUAGAUCUAAGAUAAACGCUAUGGAUUUAUAUUAAGAGACAAAUAGGUAAACACACAGAAAAAAAACGAAACAAGCUUGAUAGAAACAGAUUAUAUUCCAUAAUAACAUGAUAAUCACUAAUACAGUAAAUAAACCCAAAAAUUGAACAUUUGGCAGAUAAACAUCAAAGAACAAACCGCUCGGGAAGAUGAAUUGUGACGAGGCAAAUGUUGUCGUAGGAAUUCUGUAAAACAGAAGAUAAGGUUUAAUUUUAGUUGCACAUUUGAUUGUGUUGUUGUAAAUACUGUUAGUCCUGUUAUAUCUUUUUGAGGUCAAAUAUCAUGCUAUAGAAUUCGAUGCUGAUUGUCGGUUUCUUCUACGAUUCAGGAUCCGCGCUGCAUCGGCUUGAAUAAACAACUGUUUGUUCAGUGUGUGGUCGAGCGUUAUUGUGAAGGAUAACAGCUUUGUGCCUUUGACUGAACUUUUUUACAAAUUAUUCCGUUCAAUUUCACUAGCUAGUAGUUCAGUGCCAUUACCGGAGUUGUUGGGGUUUGGUUGUAACGGUAAUGGACCCAUGUUUUCUUGCAAUUGGAAUCGUUAUAAGGUAUGUGCACAGCAAAACAUACCUAAAGAAAAACUCGCAGUUAAAAAAUUUUUUUUUUAUUCAUAUUAGAAAUAUUUCUACAUGAAGAGGGAUAUCUUACUUAUUGUCAGCAGCCUUGUUAUCCGCAUCUGAGUUUCCUUGUGAGGAGCCUCUGAGUUUGCUCUUUUUCUGUGUCAUGAACGAUUAACGAACCUGCAGAGACACGACAAGUUUAUCAGCCGUACAGUAGAAUGUAUUUGACGUUUGAGUGACAUAUACGGGUGUUCGUACGUAGUGGGAUCUGGCUUGAGCUCCAAAUAUUCCGGAGAUCUACGAAGGCACACCGAGUCUACCUGGCCCGUGUGGAUAUAUUUUCGACUUGGUCAUCAAGCUUACCCUGCAUAUCAGCUCCUCGCUGAGCGAAUAAGAAAACGUCGUCGGUCAGGUCAAGAUUGUUUAGAUGUUUUAUGGUUAAAAAUUCCAUCGUAAUUGGUCAAUAAAAUAAAUUGAUUUGGUCAACUAUAAAUAUCUUCAGUUAGGAUAUUAUCCAUGAGGAUAAGAAAGAGUGAUAAUAUUCAUUCUUUUCUCACUACAGCAGUAACGCGUAUAGGUUCCGACAAGACAUCGUGGUGCAGCAUUUUUCACAAGCAUGUCUCAUUAUGAGCUCCGAUGGGAUGACCGAGCUUCUCUAGGACCCCCUUCCUACGCAAGGGUGUGGCCAAAAUAUUUUCUCGAUUGAGUCGGACAAAGGCUUUUUCAGAAUCAAUGUAUUCUUAUAGAAAAAAAAAGGGUGGGUUAUAUAUAUGAUAUAACCGCAAGGUUGACGUGCGACUACCAUUGGCUUAGUAAUAAUUUGUUUGUAUUGAUUAAAUUAUUGACUUAAUGAAACAAUGUUCGAAUUCAAUUGAAUUCAACAUAUGUGCUGUGUAAGUGAAAAAUUUGAACAAACGCCAUGCAAUGUAAGGUGGCUUGGUUUUUGUGUUGGGGAAAUCCCUAAAUAGGGCCAAUCAAGCAGUUAGAGCGCUUAGAUAGCGCUUGACAUUUUACAGUUAUUCAAUUGCCUAGAAAUAUUUCCUAUCAAUUGAUGCAAACAACUUUCCGAUCUAUUAAGAAAUGUUCGAGUUAUAAGCACUCGAAAUCUUUCAUUUUUUCCUGCUUGUUCUGUGGUUAGGUUUCUAUUUUACCCCCCAUAUAUUCCGGUUAGAAGUAGUCCCACGUCAAAAUCCUGGAACUCGUUGACUUGGUUUGAUAUGAUCCGAAGAGUAGGUAUGUGAUCCUCGCAUGAUCAAAUGGCACGGAACUCGGCUUGCUAUUCUCUAAAAUAGCGUCAUUUUUCUUCCUGUUCUGGUUGAGAGUACUUUUAGAUUCAUACACAGCAAUAUCUUUUUUUUCUCUUGGGAAUUUAAACCAAGAUGCCCUGCAUUCAGUUGGCCUGGAAAUGCACAGUUUCCCAGAUAUCGCUGAAGAGUUGAUGCUACAUCUCUAUUGAUAGGGUUUGAUCAGUCAAUUACUGGCGCUUGUUGGACUUCAUGUUUGUGAUAGCCACAUAGAUUUUCACCAACGACGGGGUUUCAGAUUUGACGCGGAUGAUCGAUGCACUAUCAUAACUGUAAAUUGCGGGUUCUAUUGGUCAUCACUGUUCGAGACUCGAAAGAGCUUAUCGAAGUGUCAAACCUAACGCUUGAGCUGAUCUUGAGCUUUACAUUUGCCAAUGUAAUGUCUUGCGUUCUCUAGUGUUCCACCAACGGACUUCGCUCAUUCCCAGGACUUCUAGCUUGAGGCGAGUGGUUUCCUAUCUAGUUGAGUAAGCCUCCCCUGCUGAGCCACAUACAAUACAUUCCAUGUCAAAAGUUUACCUGCUCGGUCUUUUAGCGGCAUUCGUCCAAACUCCACUAAGGCAGUGAGAAAUGUCUUAUUACCAUUUACGGUAGUAACAAAGCUAUUCUUGAGGAUCUUCCAUUGUUCUUGAUCAGUUCCAUUGGUUGGAAGUUUCGAGGUUCGGGAUUGAAGUUGAACGAAGCAUGUCCUUCUCAACUCUGGAUUCUUCAGCCUGGGACGUUGUAUCGGCAUCCGACGAUCUUCUCACAUCGUUCAACACGAUCAAGAUGGUGUUCAGAUGCAAUGUCGGCAAUGCGCUUGUUGCGGAUAUCAAGAAGACUCCUUCUCCACUUUCGGUUGAUGCCGAUGUGAUCAAUUUGGUUUUCUGUUGGACCGUUUCGAGAAAUUGCCGAUGGUCGAAGGGAAAAGAGCGGUCCGUAAUGACCAUGUCGGGUCCCACAUCAUACGGGCUGCAUGAGAUUCCGUUCCUAGCAGAAACUCAGCUCCUCAUUCUUGGCAGGACAUACACGUACCUAUGUCUUCGUACAAACUCCGCUCAGUCUCAGGAUGUCAUGCAUAAGGCGAUUGGUUCUUCUUACUCUGCUGAGCAUGAACCAGUACGUAUCAUAAUCUGAUUCGUGGCGCUUUUACCUCCUCCUAAAGAUCCGGGGUGGGCUUGACGCUUUUUUCCGCCUCAAUGCUUUUUUACUGCUUUGGCGACUGACAGGAUGGUAUCUACCGUGAUGAAUCUAUCGUUUCGGAAUCAGAAUUGAUUCUUCGAGAAUCCGCGUUCACUUUCUGUGCACGUCGCCAACGUGUUGAGAACGACGAUUUCAAGCAGUUUCCUAGGAUAUCCAGGACUCAAAUGCUCACACUACAAUAUCUGUCAAUUCGACGGCAUCGGUGCCUCAAGGAAAAGAUUGUAGCUAUUCUGUUCUUAUCCUUCUUCUUUUUAGUGGAUUCUAAAUGCGGACGGUGUAACGAAUUGGUUGAUGAUCUCGGUGAGUUAUUGCUGCUGUUUCUUGGCAGUCUUAGCUGAAUGUGUCUCCGAAGGUUUUCCUCAGACAAAUUGUCUGGAAGGCAUGUCUUAGCUCGAAUAUUUGUAUUGUUCUUCGUUGUGUCGGUUAUGGUAGGUUUAUGAAGUGCUCGCGAUAGCAGUGUCUUGUUAAUAUAGCAACUGUGCCGACACUUUUUCAAUAGCACAAACUUUUUGCAUGAUGAGUUACCUCCGUUACCAGUUUUUUGUGAGGAAGUGGUCAAACAAAGAAUUAAGGUUCCUGACAAUGUGUUUUGAGCCCACAAUUCAUUCAUACCCAUCGUAUAAAACGCUUGAUUCAUUUAGAACCCAGAAUCACAAAAUCAGUUUUAUCUCGGGAUUGGUUAGAAGUACAAAAAAUGUUUUUAUAUCAAAAAGCAGAUAAUUUAUUGUUUCAGAAAAUAUACAUAUUAAAAAACAUAUUCCGUUAGAGUUUUGAUGAAUAUUCGUACUUUUCUUCGGAUACCCUCCAUCAAUGUUAGGAUUCUCUGUUGGUCAACCUCAGCGGCCAUUUUUUUCCACGAUCAUUUCAUGUCUGCAGCAUCCCGAGUCACUUUGGCGCCCUUCUUGAAUUUCCGCUUCACAAUUACCUAAUAUUUUUGGAUUGGGUGGAAUCGGGGGCAAAUAAAUUAUAUAAUCACCCCAAUUGUCAUGGUAUUGCUGGAGCACCUCUCGGAUGUGGUGGUAGCUUACCAAAUCUGCCCAAAACUUCACCGAACCUUUGUGAGCCGUAAUAAACGGUAGGAGACGUUUCUGCAGGCACUCUUCUCUAUAUAUUUUCGAGUCCAUUGUCUUAUUGUAACUUGGUUUGGUGCUGUGUCCUGCAAAUCCCUUGCCAAAUCGGAAACUUCCUGGAAAGUUUAUCAGCGAAAACGAACUUACAUUUGCUGGGAACAUCUCCUCUGGCAGUGGCCUUAUUCGCGUUGACGGUAGAAUGGUGUCGGCAUCUGGAUACGACAUUAGUUUGUAUGAAGCCAACUAUUCUCUAUCAGAUUAGUCGGCCUUAAGGCAGUUUUAAAUUUUUAAAAUUUUUCCUUGGUGUUAUUUACCUACUAGAAGUACGUUGUUUUGACCCUAAUUUAAACUAUUUUCUAUGAGUUUUUAGAUAUUUCCACCAAAAUUUACCAUUAUAAUAUUAAGUUACCUUUAGGCACAAUUUUUGUAUGAUAUUUUUUCAUUACUUGCAAACAAACGUGAUUUUAUUUUACAUAGAGUACUAAUUUGAUUUGGGAAAAAUAAUUUUCAUUCAUAAUUUUUAUUUUAAAAGUGUGUUAAUUUCUUCUGGACCCCAUAUUGUCAUGCCUGCUCCCCCAUUUCGUAAUACGAAGCUCAAUGCCGUCAACGCGGAUAGGAUUCCUAUCGCGGAGCUGUCCAAAAUAGAUCUUCACAUACGUUUCGUUAUCCAUUCAAAUGUAUACUUCGUACUUCGUCAAAACCUUGUUGGACAGUUUUUGAACGCGUCUUUAUGGCAACCAAACUUUGCUUCAGCGUCCUGUUCGGUUGCUUGCAGACAAGGAAAUUACGAUAACCUUCUCGCAUACGCGUACGUGAAACGUGAAAGACUUCAGCACAUUCACUGGUCAUAUAACAGGACACUGUCCGCACAUCUUCGGAAUUUAGGUUUCG